Ostrinia furnacalis (Asian corn borer) is the source of this 1106-nucleotide messenger RNA. Its product is annotated as pancreatic triacylglycerol lipase-like. Gene Ontology annotation, molecular function: lipase activity; serine hydrolase activity. Lineage: Eukaryota; Metazoa; Arthropoda; Insecta; Lepidoptera; Crambidae. Gene Ontology annotation, biological process: lipid catabolic process. The transcript has 6 exons. The record is from RefSeq and is a predicted model, not a curated record. The coding region runs from base 41 to 1042 and encodes 333 amino acids.
CGGAUUCUAAUGAACGUGUAGAAUCACUGAGGACAACACAAUGCGUGCGGGACUUUUAUUGCUGGUUGCUUCUACAGCAUACAUCGCUUUAGCGGUGCCAUUGGAGGAUGUGGUCGGCGUGGAGAAGACUUACCCGCGUUUCAUCGAGGUCCCUGAUGGCGAGGGCAACAUGCAGCCCGUAGACUUGGAGGCGGAGCCUGACUUUGAAUUCCUGUCUGAACUUGAGAGGAACCCCAAUAACAACGAGUACUUUUUGUACACAAGACGUAACCAGAAUAUAGCCCAGACUUUGACUUUGAACAAUGCCAACUCCAUCCGCAACUCGAACUACAACGCUAACGUGCCCACCGUCGUGAUCGUCCACGGCUGGCUCAGUAACCGCCUUACUGAACCUAACCCGACAGUCAGGAGAGCUUACCUCGCGAAGAGUGACGUGAACGUAAUCUCUGUGGACUGGAGACGUUUGGCUGCGUCCGACUACACUACCGCAGCUCGUGGUGUGCCUGCCAUGGGUCGCGGUAUUGGACAGUUCAUCAGAUUCUUGAUCAAUACCGCUGGGGGAGACUUGAGCAACUUCCACCUCGUUGGGUUCAGUUUGGGUGCUCACGCUGUCGGUAACGCUGGUAGGGAAUUGGGAGGAAGAGUUGCACGUGUCACAGGUCUUGACCCUGCUGGUCCUCUAUGGAACUACAGCAACAACAGGCUUAACAGCAACGACGGAGUAUACGUCGAGGCCAUCCACACCGACGGCGGUAUCGGCGGUCUGGGCAUCGGGUCUGCUAUCGUCGACGUUGACUUCUUCCCCAACGGUGGAAACUCUCAACCUGGUUGCCUGACCAGCUAUUGCAACCACAUGCGUGCUUGGGAACUGUUUGCUGCCACCGUCACCCAUAACCACUUGGUUGGAAACCAGUGUACUAGCACUCUGCAGAUCACUGCUAACACCUGCCGUGGCGCUUCUCUCCAUAUGGGCAAUGAUGACUUAAGGAAGACUGGACGCGGUAUGUUCCGAGUUAACACUGGCAGAAGAUACCCCUACUAAAUGACUACAUUCCAAGUUAUGAUGACUCUGUACAUAAUGUAAAUAAAUGAAAAUCGACUGUUCA